AUGGAUAAGAAGAUCAAGAUCGAGAAGCAGGAGGAUGAAUUUGGAGAAUAUGAAUUUGCAACUAGCAACGCCAAAGAUGAGUCAUCCUCACACAAUGGUUCAACUUCCAAUCAGAUGGCGAGAGUUAAGCAGGAAAAUGAUAGCAGCCAAGAACCAGCACCAGAGUGCAGCACUGCAUGCUCUCCAACUGAUGGUGAUUUCAGCCAACAACAUUAUCUAAUCCCUGGCUAUAAUCUAAUAUUCAUCAAAGAGGAAGAAAAUGUUGAGCAAGAGGCAGAAGGAUGUUCAGUGGAGAGUGAACCGGAGAUGUGGCCUUCAAACUGCAGCACAUCUGAAACUGCCAAUGCAACAGAAGUGAGUGAAAUGAAUGAACAUUCAAUCUCUCCCAUGGAAGAGAUCACUGAGCCAUCUGUGGCUGGCAAAAAGAUCAAACUCCACAGCUGUUCUGACUGCAGCUAUAAAACCACACGGCUUAGUAAUUUGAAGACUCACAUGAGAAAACACACUGGGGAAACACCUUUCAGCUGCGAGUUCGAGUGUGAGGUCCAAGAACCCCACAACAAGGCCUAUUCCGAAGUGGUCCGUGAUGCUUGUUUUAAAAAUAACGCCUAG
This is a messenger RNA of Nilaparvata lugens (brown planthopper), 612 nucleotides long. Its product is annotated as zinc finger protein 3 homolog. The transcript is spliced from 5 exons. Lineage: Eukaryota; Metazoa; Arthropoda; Insecta; Hemiptera; Delphacidae. The record is from RefSeq and is a predicted model, not a curated record. Gene Ontology annotation, molecular function: RNA polymerase II cis-regulatory region sequence-specific DNA binding; DNA-binding transcription factor activity, RNA polymerase II-specific. The coding region runs from base 1 to 612 and encodes 203 amino acids. Gene Ontology annotation, biological process: regulation of transcription by RNA polymerase II.